CUGACCUCAUUCUUCAACAUGAGUCGCCCCACGCGCAUGAAUCCGGAAGGGUUCACCGCCCGUCCGAGUGAGAUGGCCUGGGGCUGCGUCCCACAGGCUGGGUGGGUCCCAUAUCCCCCAAAAAUUUCUCGGCGACAUGCCCUCCUCGACACCGUAGGGAAAACCGACGACCCUUGCGACCGCCCAAAGCACGAACCGCCGACCUGGGAACCGAAACCAGCAUUCAAGCCGCCACGAGAGGGUUAUCCCAACGACAUGUGCAACCUAGAUGACUACUCGGGCGACAGAGGAAGCUCUUCUGAUGAGUUUCCUGACGCCAUGGCAGUGAUCGAUGUGGGGAAAGGGACGUCUCAAUCCAUUCAUGUUACUCUUCCAGCCGCCGUGUUGAGCAACACUUCCGGAGAAGUGGAGCCCCCAACAAUUGACGAGUGUUGCGAGUCGAGUCGGAGUUUGGAUGUGGUUCGUUCGAAAUAUGAGGACGUGGUGGGUCCUUUGGAAGAACGGGAGUCUGGUCAUUCCCGUCAAUUCACAAAGUGCAUGAGCCCAUGUCAACCCCUGCUCCCAAAGUACCCCUGCCGUGGCGUCAUCGACGACCUGCCAGACGAGACGGGGUGGACCAAACCCACCGAGUUGGAGGCAAUGUGCAAACCGAGGAGUCUUCAGAAUGGUCAAGGGGAUCCAGGAAAAUGGCAGGACCAACCCCCCCUCUCAGUUGGGAGUUGGGAAUUCAUCGACAAAUGCCGCACUUGUGACUACUACCCCAUCCAACAAGGUUUGGCAAGUCGGUUCAAUCAUCCGGCAUGGUUCAAGGGAUAUGGUUGUGAAAAACCUGCCCACCCCUUUUACGUCACCACCACGAGUGACUAUGGACGCUUCUCGCCAAAUCCGCAUACGAUGACGCAAAUGUAUUUUCCACGUUCCGGUGCCUUCACUGAGGUUCUGGCUGUGACGGGAAUGUACAGGAAUAGGACUCUCAAUACAUCGAAUAACAAAACCAUCGUCUAAUUGCAUAAUACUUCAAAUUAGUUAAUUUAUU
Messenger RNA from Folsomia candida, 1036 nucleotides. RefSeq lists its product as uncharacterized. Bases 19 to 1005 code for a protein of 328 amino acids. The record is from RefSeq and is a predicted model, not a curated record. Gene Ontology annotation, biological process: axoneme assembly. NCBI's taxonomy places the organism in Eukaryota, Metazoa, Arthropoda, Collembola, Entomobryomorpha, Isotomidae. The transcript has 4 exons. Gene Ontology annotation, cellular component: axonemal microtubule.